CAUGCGCAGUGGGCUGACGCUGGGAGAAGUUUCCAGAAGCGGAGUUUCCGUCCCCACGACUCAUUCUCGGAGACGGCGCCAUGAUCAUCCCGGUCCGCUGCUUCACCUGCGGCAAGGUGGUCGGCAACAAGUGGGAGGCUUACCUGGGCCUGCUGCAGGCCGAGUACACGGAGGGUGAUGCGCUGGAUGCAUUGGGCCUGAAACGUUACUGCUGCAGACGAAUGCUGCUGUCCCACGUAGACCUGAUUGAAAAACUCUUGAACUACGCACCUCUGGAGAAAUGAUGUGCCCUUAGUUUCUGGAUUGUGGCAAGCAAAAGAAUUGCUCAAACUCUUCUGGUUUGAUGGCACGACUCUACAAACGUGGAACUGAAUAGUUUUUUUUAAGUCUAUAUUUUUGGGAUUGGAAGAAAAGAGUUUUCAUUUUGUCUGUCUUGUAAAUAAAAUGAAUUUAACUCUGA
Stegostoma tigrinum is the source of this 460-nucleotide messenger RNA. RefSeq names its product RNA polymerase II, I and III subunit L (gene polr2l). Gene Ontology annotation, biological process: tRNA transcription by RNA polymerase III; transcription by RNA polymerase I; transcription by RNA polymerase II. Gene Ontology annotation, molecular function: zinc ion binding; DNA-directed RNA polymerase activity; DNA binding. The record is from RefSeq and is a predicted model, not a curated record. The transcript has 2 exons. Bases 81 to 284 code for a protein of 67 amino acids. Gene Ontology annotation, cellular component: RNA polymerase I complex; RNA polymerase II, core complex; RNA polymerase III complex. Lineage: Eukaryota; Metazoa; Chordata; Chondrichthyes; Orectolobiformes; Stegostomatidae.